Messenger RNA from Didymosphaeria variabile, 2313 nucleotides. RefSeq lists its product as uncharacterized. Gene Ontology annotation, cellular component: cytoplasm; centrosome. Gene Ontology annotation, molecular function: microtubule binding; dynein light intermediate chain binding. Lineage: Eukaryota; Fungi; Ascomycota; Dothideomycetes; Pleosporales; Didymosphaeriaceae. The record is from RefSeq and is a predicted model, not a curated record. Gene Ontology annotation, biological process: cytoplasmic microtubule organization; cytoskeleton-dependent intracellular transport. The transcript is spliced from 6 exons. The coding region runs from base 1 to 2313 and encodes 770 amino acids.
AUGGACGACUUCAAGCCUGAGCUUGAUACAACACAGGUGAACACAUUCAACCUCGCCGGGCGAGUCAACGCAUGGAACCAGCUCGAGGACGGCCAGAUUCUCUGGCAGAUUCUCUACAACAUCGACCCCGACUACUUCAACGAAUCGCUGCCCAAUCUCGACGAAGGCACCGACCGCCGCCGCUCCAUCGCCGACAACUGGAUACCAAAAUGGCAGAACCUCAAGCACAUCGAGAGGCAGGUCUCCAUAUACAUCCGAGAGGAGUGCAACCAGCUGCCCGUACUCACCAAGCGCAUGAUUCCGGACCUGAAGACUGGCGCUAGGGAUGGCAGCCUGCAGCUCACCGCAAAGCUCACCAUGGCGAUAUUGUUUGCGGCCUAUACGUCGCCCAAGAGCGGGCAGAGGAUGUUGGAGCAUAUGGGCCAAUUAAGCACCGAGAAACAGGGUGUCAUUGCGGGAGGUAUACAAGAACUACAGUCGCUAGAUGAACGCAUGGCAGAUCUCGGCGUCGAGCAAGAGCUCACCGCUGAGCCACCUCUCUCGACAUCGCUUUCAGGGUACAGGACACCUACACGGGCCGUGUCGGGUGCCGGAUCCACUGUAGGGAAGGACUCAGAGCUGGAGCAGGAGGCGCUGCUGUUCGAAGCAAACAAAGAUCGGACUGCAUUGCGGAGUCAGGUUACAAAGCUGCAGGAAGAGUUGAACAACUCGAAGGGCAGGAUAUCACAACUAGAAGAGGAUUUGGUGGAAGCAAGACUCCACCUGGACGACCGAGGCGCAGGAGGCGCUACGUCGGAUGAAGUCGAGCGACUGAGAGACGACCUCAGGCGCGAACGCCAAUACAUCGAUAGGCUCGAAACCGACCAUGCCCACGCCAAAGACGUCAUAGAGUCGCUCAAGAAGCGCAUGAACCGUCUCGAGAACGACUACGACGAGAAGCAGGAGUUGAAGGACCAAAUGCAGCUCGUCAAGGCCGAGCGCGACGAAUUAGAAAAGAAAGCCAAGGCGAACGAGAAUCUCAAGAAGAAGAUCGAAUCGCUGUCGAAAGAGGCUAAGGCCCUUGAGUCCGUACGGCAAGAGCUCCAGCAGGCCAAGGAGAGGCUGCAAGAUCUCGAGGAUAUUGAGGAGAAAUGCGCCGCGCUGGAGAAAGUGAACAAGGAGAACAUCCAGACGCUGGUAAACUCCGAGCAGUCCAUCUUCGAAGAGAAGGGCCGCAGGACAAGGCUGGAGCAUGAAAACAUAGUGCUGAUGAAGCAGGUUGAGCAGACCAAAGAACUGCAAUACAAGGCGGAGGAUAAGAAUCGCGAGCUUGAGGAUCGUCUGCGAGACUUUGAGGCGAAUGGCGCGCGGGGCGGCAGCUUGGAAGACGAGCUCAAUGAUGAUGCCACCGACGGUGCAGAGGAUGGCUCCAAUACGAAGACGCCGCUAGAUGGACGUGUGAGCGCAGAUGCUAUAGCUUUGCAGCAGAGGGUUGAUAUCCUGAGCGCACGGCUGAAGUCGAUGGAGACGGAGACGCUGAAGCAGAUGCAAGAGAACUUAGGACUCAAGUCAGAUAUGCUGGCUACUAAGGAUGAGGAAAGCCAGAGACCAUUCCUCGAGCAAAACGAGAAACUCCACACCACAGAGACAGAGCUCGAGGAGCUCCAGCGCAGACUUCGCGAGAAAGAGCUCGAGAUGGCAGAGCUACGCAACGAGCUCAACAAGAAAUCGGACGCUGAUGAAGAGGUCAAGAACGAAGCUCUGCAAGCAGAACAUGACCGAAUGCUGGCGUUCCAGCAAACAACUAACCAGAAGCUCCGAGACUUGGAAAUAGCAAGAGAUGAAGCACGCAGUCUUUUGUAUGCGUCACUAACCAUUCGUGACGACCGUAAUCCAGAGCUGCUCCAAGCAUUACGAGAGGCAAUGCUACAGCAGAUCAAGGAACAGAUACAAGGGGUCCUCAAAGCGCCUUCUGAAGCUCAGCCAAAGGUGCUCGAUUCUACAUCUGCCGAGAUCGCAGACAAGGUCGCGAGUUCACAAGCCGCGUUGGACAACGCUAGAAGAGAUCUCCAAGACCAAGAAGCGACGACGCUCUCCCUCCGCUCAGAGCUCGAGAAAGCGAAGCGCGAGACCGCGGAGAAGGGCUCGGCCGAACUCCACUCCGAACUCGAGAACCUCCGCCGCGAAAACAGACUCAUCACCUCGGCGUGGUACGACAUGACGGUCCGCCUGCAGAGCAACACGGUCGUCCUGCAGCGCAAGAGCGAGGCGCCCAAGAGCUGGCUAGGGAAGCAGCGCGCGGUGGUGGGCGCGGGUGCGCACGGGCGUAGGUAG